AGCCUGCGUCGUCCAGUGGUUGUCUCUCUUAGACCGACUCACAACGAUGGCUGCUGCUGCCCCUCCCGCAGAUGACGGCCGCAGCGUGUACGUGGGGGGCAUGCCGCGGCAUGCGGAAUGGCAAGAGCUGAAGGACCAUAUGAGGUCUGCGGGGGAGAUUGAGUUCUGCGAUGUGCUCUACAGCGACUGGGGCGAGCCCAGGGGCGUGGGCUUCGUGCGCUUCAAGACGGAGGCGGAGGCCCAGCAGGCCAUCGCCACGCUGAACGAGACCACCAUGGAUGGACGGACUGUGAAGGUGGCGCCUUGGACGGGCAGGCAGCCAAACUUCAACAGCCCCGGCAAGAUGAUGUACCAGAUGUGGGCCUGGUACGGGGGCGCCAAGAAGAAGCCUCGAGACAUGGACCCUGAGAAGUCCAAGCUGGUGGAGAGGAUAAAGACUUACCAGAAGGGUGACGCGACCCAGAAAGAGACAUGGUACUCUUUCUGCGGCGAGGUCAAGGACCCGGCGCGCCACGAGACGGCGAAGCUGCAGGAGUUUGUGACCACUUACAGCGUGCCAUAAGCUGCCGCGUGUCACCCGCUCACCUCGCUCCGAGCCUCGCCCCUCGUGUCACCCCUCCGCCA
Effrenium voratum is the source of this 624-nucleotide messenger RNA. The record is from the annotation of a GenBank genome assembly. NCBI's taxonomy places the organism in Eukaryota, Dinophyceae, Suessiales, Symbiodiniaceae.